AUGGGCGACAGCGACCGCGGCGACCUGAUCAGGCACCAGAGGAUCCACACUGGGGAACGGCCCUAUGAGUGUUCCAAGUGUGGGAAGGGGUUUCAGACCAGCUCCCAUCUCCUCCAGCACUAUCGGAUUCACAGAGAGGAGAGGCCCUUCCAAUGCCCCGACUGCGGGAAGGGACUCAAGGACAACUCCACCCUUGUCAAGCACCGGCGCAUCCACACUGGGGAGAGGCCCUACGAGUGUCCCCAGUGUGGGAAGAGCUUCUCCAGCAGCUCUGACUUGACCCAACACCAACGGAGGCACCGGAUCCACACUGGGGAAUGGCCCUACGAGUGUGGGGAGUGUGGGAAAAGCUUCAGCCUGAGCUCCAUCCUGAUUGUGCACCAGAGGACCCACACUGGAGAAAGGCCGUACAAGUGUUCCGAGUGUGGGAUGUGCUUCAGCCAGAGCUCCGGCCUGAUCCAGCACCAGAGGAUCCACACUGGGGAACGGCCCUACGAGUGUGGGGAGUGUGGGAAGAGCUUCAGCCAGAGCUCCAGCCUGAACCAGCACCAGAGGAUCCACACUGGAGAAAGGCCGUACACGUGUUCCGAGUGUGGGAUGUGCUUCAGCCGGAGCUCCAGCCUGAUCAGGCACAAGAGGACCCACACUGGGGAGAGGCCCUGCGAGUGUUCCAAGUGUGGGAAGAGGUUUCAGACCAGCUCCCAUCUCCUCCAGCACUAUCGGAUUCACAGAGAGGAGAGGCCCUUCCAAUGCCCCGACUGCGGGAAGGGAUUCAAGGACAACUCCACCCUUGUCAGGCACCGGUGCAUGCACACUGGGGAGAGGCCCUACGAGUGUGAUAAAUGCAGGAAGAGGUUUCCGACCAGCUCCCAUCUCCUCCAGCACUAUCGGAUUCACACAGAGGAGAGGCCCUUCCGGUGCCCCAACUGUGGGAAGGGAUUCAAGCACAACUCCACCCUCAUCACCCACCGGCACAUCCACACUGGGGAGAGGCCCUACGAGUGUCCCCAGUGUGGGAAGAGCUUCUCCAGCAGCUCUAACUUGACCCGACACCAACGGAGCCAUGGUGGGGAGAAGCCCCACACGUGCGUGGAGUGUGGGAAGAGCUUCAGGUGGAGCUCCAGCCUGAUCAUGCACCAGAGGACUCACACUGGGGAGAAGCCCUACGAGUGUGGGGAGUGUGGGAAGAGCUUCAGCCAGAGCUCCAGCCUGAACCAGCACCAGAGGAUCCACACUGGAGAAAGGCCGUACACGUGUUCCGAGUGUGGGAUGUGCUUCAGCCCGAGCUCCAGCCUGAUGACGCACAAGAGGACCCACACUGGGGAGAGGCCCUACGAGUGUUCCAAGUGUGGGAAGAAGUUUCCGACCAGCUCCUGUCUCCUCCUGCACUAUCGGAUUCACAGAGAGGAGAGGCCCUUCCGCUGCCCCGACUGCGGGAAGGGAUUCAAGUACAACUGCAACCUCAUCACUCACCGGCGCAUCCACACUGAGGAGAGGCCCUACGAGUGUCCCCAGUGUGGGAAAAGCUUCUCACACAGCUCUGUCUUGACCUGA
Messenger RNA from Melozone crissalis (California towhee), 1554 nucleotides. RefSeq names its product zinc finger protein 883-like. Lineage: Eukaryota; Metazoa; Chordata; Aves; Passeriformes; Passerellidae. The record is from RefSeq and is a predicted model, not a curated record. The transcript is spliced from 5 exons. The coding region runs from base 1 to 1554 and encodes 517 amino acids. Gene Ontology annotation, biological process: regulation of cytokine production; negative regulation of transcription by RNA polymerase II; regulation of immune system process.